Molecule: messenger RNA, 3397 nt
Organism: Indicator indicator
Lineage: Eukaryota; Metazoa; Chordata; Aves; Piciformes; Indicatoridae
Gene: NTN4
Product: netrin 4
Exons: 9
Coding region: 16-1794 (592 amino acids)
Biological process (GO): basement membrane assembly; substrate adhesion-dependent cell spreading; cell migration
Cellular component (GO): laminin trimer
Molecular function (GO): protein binding
Source: RefSeq, a predicted model, not a curated record
GCCUGCAACCCCCGGAUGGGCAACCUGGCUCAUGGGCGGGCGCUGCGGACGGAGACGACCUGCGGGCGUGACGCCCCCGAAACCUUCUGCGCCUACGCCGAGGGCGCCCAGCGCCGCUGCGGGCGCCUGCUGUGCGGCCGCUGCAGCGGGACCCAGGCCAGCCUGGCCCAUCCGGCCGCCGCCAUGGCAGACUCGCCCUUCCGCCUGCCCCGCACCUGGUGGCAGUCGGCCGGGGACGCCCCCCGUGACACCAUCCAGCUGGACCUGGAAGCUGCCUUCUACUUCACUCACUUGAUCCUGGUCUUCAAGUCGCCCCGGCCGGCCGCCAUGGUGCUGGAGCGCUCCCAGGACUUCGGCGAGACGUGGAAGCCUUACAAAUACUUUGCUGCUAACUGCUCGGCCGCCUUUGGGCUGGAGGAUGAUGUGAGGCAGAGAGGAGCCAUUUGCACGUCCAGAUAUUCCAGUCCUUUCCCCUGCACUGGAGGAGAGGUCAUCUAUCGAGCCCUGUCACCACCUCACACCGUGGAGGACCCCUACAGUGCUGAAGCCCAGGCACAGCUGAAGAUCACCAACCUGCGGCUGCGGCUGCUGGAGCCUCAGGGCUGUCCCUGCCUCCCUGCCAGCCCUGCCCUCCGGCCCCUGCCACACCCGGUGCCCCUGCACUAUGCCAUCUACGACUUCAUCGUGAAGGGCAGCUGCUUCUGCAAUGGCCACGCUGACCACUGCAUCCCUGUGGCUGGAUUCAAGCCUGUCAAGGCAGCUGGUGUUUUCCACGUGGUCCAUGGGAAAUGCAUGUGCAAGCACAACACAGCAGGGCCCCACUGCCAGCACUGUGCCCCUCUCUACAACGACCAGCCUUGGCAGGCUGCCGACGGCAAAACCGGAGCCCCCAGGGAGUGUCGCUCAUGCAAGUGCAAUGGGCAUGCUGACAGUUGCCAUUUUGACCUGGGUGUGUGGCUGGCAUCAGGCAAUCGCAGCGGUGGCAUCUGUGACAACUGCCAGCACAACACGGAAGGGCAGCACUGCCAGCGCUGCAAGCCAGGCUUCUACCGGGACCUCAGGAAGCCCUUCUCUGCCCCAGAUGCCUGCAAACCUUGCUCCUGCCACCCGCUGGGAUCGGCCGCACUGCCCCUGGGCCCCCGAACCUUCUGUGACCCCAGCACUGGAGACUGCCCCUGCAAGCCUGGGGUGGCAGGGCCCCACUGUGACCACUGCCUGCCAGGCUACUGGGGCUUUGGGGACGAUGGCUGCCAGCCCUGCCACUGUGCCCACAGCUGCCACCCCCACACUGGAGACUGCAGCAGCUCAGACAUGACCUGGCACAGUGCAGCACCUCCCUUCCAGGCAGUGGUCAAUGAGAGUGAGCCUGCCUGGGGCUGGGAGGACGAGCAGGGCUUCUCAGCACUUCGGCACUCAGGUAAAUGUGAAUGUAAAGAGCAGGUUUUAGGGAAUCCCAAGGCCUUCUGCGGGAUGAAGUACACCUAUGUGAUCAAGACAAAGAUCUUGUCAGCUCAUGACAAAGGCUCCCAUGCAGAAGUCAAUGUGAAGAUCAAGAAAGUCUUGAAAUCUACAAAGCUGAAGAUCCUUCGGGGCAAGAGGACACUCUACCCUGAAUCAUGGACUAACAGAGGCUGCACUUGUCCCAUCCUCAACCCAGGCUUGGAGUACCUUGUGGCAGGACAUGAGGAUGUCCGAACGGGCAGGCUCGUGGUCAACAUGAAAAGCUUUGUCCAUCAGUGGAAGUCAGCUCUUGGAAGAAAGGUCCUGGAGAUUUUGAAAAGAGACUGCAAUUAGAGGUGUGCAGCUGCCUAGGGCAUUUCUUUGUGCAGGAAAGGCAACAGCCUUCACAGAGAGAAGACCUCUAGUAUGAAAACUGGAAUGUAAGCAAAUAGUGCCAAAAGGUGUAGCGAGGCACUCACAGUUGUAGGAGCUGUCUAAUCGAAUCCUUCCUGGCCAACGUUCAUUCACUUGCCUGUAGCUUCCUUGCCAGGGGCUGGCAGGAGCCUGGCUCAUCCUUAGGCUGAGGGAGAGCAAAGGAAGGGCAGAUGCUUGUCUCACUGCACUGCGAUGGCAGAGCUACUCCUGUGAAGCCACUGAUGGCCCCAGGCUACACUGCCACCCUCGGGAGGGAGAGCUGAGAAGCAGAACACCACUGCCAGUGCCACCAACGUGGAUCCUUCAGUGACCUUCAGAGGCUCCCAGAGGAUGCUGUGGGGAAGGUGACAGCCACAGCAGCAGGCAGGAGCUGGCAGCAGCCUGGCAGCGGUGACCGCUCUUUCGAAACAGCCCCUGGGGUUGGGAGCUGGCACCUGUCCAGGAGAAUUGGGUGCCAAUUGCUUUUAACCUGCUCACCCCAAUGAAGGUUUUGGGGGGCUAAAUUCCCUGCUGGUGCUGGUGAGGAGGGAGCUGCUGGAGUGAAUCAAAUCCCUCUUCCUUGGCACAAGCACGGCGCAGGGCAGGGGCCAGCUCUCCACCCACCGCAUGGCUGCAGGGAAGAGCUCCAUAGGUGGUGCAGCAUCUCUGAACUUUUGUCUUUGAAGUGUUAAAAUAUGAACCUAGCCCUAGUGUAAAUAUUUCAUUGUAUAAAGCACUUUACUGCCUGCCACUUCCCAGUGUGGGAAGUCUUGAUUGUGUUGGGGAAAGAUGAGGUUGAAGGUGGCACCUGAUACAAAACCCCUUGAAACAGAAGCACUCCUGAAGACCACCCCCCACACACACUUAGUUGGAAGGUGUGAAUGGGAUAAAGGGAAUGGCCAGCCUGGUCCUGGCCACUCAGAGUAUCUGAGGAUGCAAUCCGAAAGUUAUUUGCACUGAAGUCUCAGCUUCAGACCAGAGCUUGGACCCCCAUGGGCAGGGCUCCAGCGAGACUUCACAAACAGUCUGAGACGAAGAAGAAAAAAGAGGAAGGAAAAGAAAUAAAUAAGAAGAAGAAGAAGAAGAAGAUGAAGAUAUUUUGAGAUUAAAAAAAUAAAUAAAUGCAAUUGCCAGAGGAGAAAAACUCUGCCUGGAGGAGGAGGAGUGGAUGCUGAGAAGGGGAAGGCCUCUCAUUCAUGUAUCACAACCUAGCAAUUCACAGAGGGCCUGGAGUUUAUUUUGAGUUUGGUUUUCUGUUUGGUUUUUUUGUUAGUAUUUAAAACCUGAGCAUUUUAUUUGUUUUCUUGUGUUAUCAUUUGCAAUAUCCAUGGCCAUUAUACUUCCUCUUUAACACCAGUAUGGAAUAUAGCACAAUUUACUGCAGGUUUUCAGCACUAAAAUCUUUUUCUCUUUCCUGUAAAGUAUCUUUAAACCACAUUGCAUAGAGUGUGUUUCGUUCAUGAGCCUGAGGAGGAAUUAAAAAGGAAGAGCAGAAAUGUCACAAGUCUACCAAUCCACUUUAAGUAUGUAUUUUUUUUUCCCA